AUGGAGAAGAACUUUGAUGAGACAGUUGUUGGUAGCCAAGAUGGUAGUUCCAGUGAUCUGGAGCACAUCGAAGUUGACUGGACAGAAGAAGAGGAAGCGAAACUCAUUCGUAAUGGAAAUGCUCUCACAGACUUUUUCAUGGCUGAUGUUGGGAUUACUCAAAGUCAGUUCAACGUUGGACAGCAGCUUUUGUCUGCGGGUAUUGUCCUGCUUGAGAUUCCCAGCAACUUCAUCCUCUACCGUGUUGGGCCCGCCAAGUGGAUUGGAUCCCAGAUCAUUGCAUGGGGCCUCGUUGCCACGUUUCAAGCCUUCCAGAAAGGUUUGGGCGCUUUUCUUUCCACUCGACUUCUUCUUGGUCUUUGUGAAGCUGGAUUUAUCCCUGCAGGACUGUAUACAAUUACUCGAUGGUACAAACGUGAUGAGACCAGCAAGCGAUUCUCCAUCUACUUCCUGGGUAACAUGAUUGCCUCUGGAGCAUCAGGUCUCAUUGCAUAUGGGAUUCUUCACAUGAGAGGUGUUGGUGGACUCGGAGGCUGGCAGUGGCUUUUCAUCCUUGAGGGUAUCUUCACCAUCCUCGUUGGAAUUCUCUUCAUUCUGUUCUUCCCCGACAGUCCCUUCAACCCCGUCUCACUCUUCAAAUUCGGUGUCUUCACUGAGAGGGAGAGAGAGAUCCUAACGAAGAGAAUUCUGAAGGAUGAUCCUUCCAAGAUUCACGCAAAGCCAAAUGUCACUAAAGAAGAGUUUCGCAAUGUGAUGACAAACUGGAGACUCAUUCCUCAUGUUCUACUUACUAUCAGUGCUCUCGCACCCGCUACAACUAUGGGCUCCUACUCGCCAAGCCUUGUAAAGUCAUUUGGUUAUGAAAGACUCAAGUCUAAUGCCCUUGUGUCAAUUGGAUCUUGGGCCCUCGUUGUGACCAACCUACUAUGGGGUUAUCUGGGUGACAAACUUCAAAUGCGUGGCCCUCUGGUUGCAUUUGGAAUCUUCAUGUUCUGGGCAUUUACAAUCGCUGAUCGUGUCAUGGUGUUUUCACCCGAUGGACAUACGCGAUUCGCUCUGUUGACAUUAACACAUGCUUUCGGAUGGCAAUGGCAUCCCCUUAAUGGUUCUUGGAUGUCUCUCAACGCUGGUUCCGCUGGAGAGAGAUCCAUCACCAUGGCCAUCCUCAUCAUGUCAGCCAACACAUCUGGCAUUAUUGGAAGUCAACUCUUCCAAGAGCGCGAUGCUCCUCUUUACAAGACAGGCUGGACCGCUAUCAUGGCUCUGGCUUCGGUUGGUCUUGUUAUGGCUGUCGUUGCGAACUUGCAGUACUUCUUCCUCAACGGCCGACGGAUAGGUCGCAAGGGAUUGAAGUAUAGUCCUUAG
Messenger RNA from Fusarium oxysporum Fo47, 1365 nucleotides. RefSeq names its product major facilitator superfamily domain-containing protein. Gene Ontology annotation, biological process: transmembrane transport. Lineage: Eukaryota; Fungi; Ascomycota; Sordariomycetes; Hypocreales; Nectriaceae. The record is from RefSeq and is a predicted model, not a curated record. Gene Ontology annotation, cellular component: membrane. Gene Ontology annotation, molecular function: transmembrane transporter activity. The coding region runs from base 1 to 1365 and encodes 454 amino acids. The transcript is spliced from 11 exons.